Molecule: messenger RNA, 741 nt
Organism: Erigeron canadensis
Lineage: Eukaryota; Viridiplantae; Streptophyta; Magnoliopsida; Asterales; Asteraceae
Product: protein NETWORKED 3C-like
Exons: 2
Coding region: 1-741 (246 amino acids)
Molecular function (GO): actin binding
Source: RefSeq, a predicted model, not a curated record
AUGGAGAACGAAGAUGGUUCUCCUCAUACAAUGUGGCCUGGCAAUUCACAUAAUACUCGUCUUCCUCAUUCUCAAUGGCUUCAGUCAACUUUAUCAGACUUGGAGCAGAAAGUGAAGAAGAUGAUGAACUCGAUAGAAGAUGAUGGUGAUACAUUUGCAAAAAGGGCGGAAAUGUUUUACAAAAAGAAACCUUCGCUCAUAGAAGCCAUGGAAGAUCUUCAAGGAUCAUAUAGAUCUUUGGCUGAAAACCACUACCAGUUAAUGAUAAGAUUGGAGAACUUACGUUCAUUUUAUAAGUUGAAUUCGGGUUCACCUAUCUCUGGAAACCCCAACCCAAUUCCACCUAAAUUUGAAGGUUUUGAUCAUGAUCAUGACAAUGACGAGGAUCAGAACUCUGAUUUGCCCUGUGAAGGUUGGGUUUCACUUGAAAGUAAAACUGAAAAGUCGAAGGUUGUUCAAAUGGAUGAUGAGUUUGAAAAGGGUUGGAGCGUUUUGAGUUUGAAUAUGAUGAAACUUGUUACAGAUAAUUUAGAGCAGCAAGCUGAGCUAGUGAAGAGGAAUGAUGAGAAGAGAGAAGCCAUUAACAAUUUGCGUUCACAUGUUAGUAAGCUUGCUGCUGAGAAUAUUGAAUUGCAGUGUAAAUUAGCUCAAACAAAUGCCAACAAAACGCAGAACCGAUCUCAACUGUCGAGGGCAAAAGAUGUCAUUUUGAAAAGAAUUAUGCCUGAGUCACGAUGUUAG